GUAACUAGAUUAUCUAAUAAAGUCCAAAAGGAGCGUAGUGAGCAACAUGAAAAUGAAGUGAUCGAUUUUUCAGACCACUUCUCAUUAGAAUCAGUUAAGGAGAGACUGAAUUUAUAUGAUGUAUCUAAUAUACCCAAUAAACAAGCCCUAGCCGAUGUAAUGAUAAUGCUCUGUAUUCGUCCUGCUGAAAUUAAAAACUUGCGUCAACAAGAUAUUCCUCGAGUGUUUAGAUCACUAGAAAAGAAUGAGGAGCAGGCUAAGCAACUCCUUACUUGGAUUCAGGAAGCAAUUUCUUCCGAACAGUUAAAAGACCCCGGAAAGCUUAGAUCUACAUACUUAAGUGCAUUUCUAAAAAAAGAUGAAUUUAUUCCUGAAACAGAAAGUCGUAAACCACUACUUCUUAGCUCUUUGUGCAAAUUAGGGGCAGUGUUUGCAGUUGUAUCGAAUGGUGCGAAGAAUUUAUCAGAGGCUAUGACCAUUGCCAGUCAAGCUCUUCGACAUUCGCCAGACAACCAUGCCUCCCUAGCACAAAACUAUACUAUAGUGAAUUUCCGCCAGAGAGAACAACUUUAUGAUCAGGCAAAGGCAUUCAAGCUCUCUGAUGAAAACUAA
Messenger RNA from Dentiscutata erythropus, 612 nucleotides. The record is from the annotation of a GenBank genome assembly. NCBI's taxonomy places the organism in Eukaryota, Fungi, Glomeromycota, Glomeromycetes, Diversisporales, Gigasporaceae.